UGCUACAUAGUACGGAAGUACAUAGACUAGCUAGCUAGCUAGCUAGCUAGCUACACAGUACACAGCUACACACGAAGGUAGUCGCCCUACGGAGCUACCUUCGUACUUUGAAAGUAGUUGUACUUUCAAAGUACAACGUACGGACGUACGGAAGUACUUUCGUACUUUCGUACUUCCGGAAGUAAUAAUUCCGCACGAAGAUAGAUACUGUACACCUAGUUGUACACGUACACGUACACAACUACACAUACAGUUACGUGUACAGCGCUCCGCAAGUUCCUUAACGAUCUCGCCGAUCACGGUGCGAGAGGUACUGUCCCCGCCGGCGACGCCGCCUCCGAGGCCGCGACCGAGGCCACGCUCUCCGCCAUCGCGAGGAGCAAAAGCUAUUGGAAACGACGCAUCAUGGGCCACAUCUCCGUCGCGCUCGUAUCCGCCAUCGGGGACCGCAUCGCUGGCGCGCCCAUCUCGUACGCGCUCAGAACCGCACGUGACUCUGAAAACUUCCACGCGGGCGCGGCAGCGCAAAUCCUUUUUAUGGAGCCCGACACUGCUGGCGAUUUCCACAUCGCCCCGGCUCCGUGCGCUCGUGAGGCUCACAUGGGUUUCAUGAAUCCCGUCGUGGGGUUGCUUACUACGUGA
Messenger RNA from Micromonas pusilla CCMP1545, 642 nucleotides. RefSeq lists its product as uncharacterized. The record is from RefSeq and is a predicted model, not a curated record. NCBI's taxonomy places the organism in Eukaryota, Viridiplantae, Chlorophyta, Mamiellophyceae, Mamiellales, Mamiellaceae. The transcript has a single exon. The coding region runs from base 406 to 642 and encodes 78 amino acids.